Molecule: messenger RNA, 2657 nt
Organism: Hyaloscypha bicolor E
Lineage: Eukaryota; Fungi; Ascomycota; Leotiomycetes; Helotiales; Hyaloscyphaceae
Exons: 2
Coding region: 28-2526 (832 amino acids)
Biological process (GO): RNA catabolic process; mitochondrial RNA 3'-end processing
Cellular component (GO): mitochondrial degradosome
Molecular function (GO): hydrolase activity, acting on acid anhydrides; RNA helicase activity; ATP binding
Source: RefSeq, a predicted model, not a curated record
UACCAUUCCUCACCAUCAACCAUAGUAAUGCCAUUGGCCAUACGGAAAGGUGGGCAAUGUGCGUUCUGUGCAUUCAGAACUUCAGAAUGGUUGGCACCAUCUUGUUGGCAGCCCGUUCAACAGCAGAAUGGAGCCAGACCAUACUCCAGGACGGCUUUUGACAGACCUCUGUCGAGUAGCCCACCAAGAAACAAAAGAUCUCUCACUAAAGGCCGCCUACCCUCAUGCUCACAGCCACCGCACGAUUUUCAAGGGGGAAGGCUGAUGCCGCGGAGCGCAUUGCGAGUUCCCCCAGAACAAGCGGCGCUUGGAACCUACAACCUUUUCCCACGAAUAGAGACGGCAUAUGGUGUAUUCGGGAAGCUUCUGAUAGAACAAGUCGCUCUCCUUAGAAAAAGACUCCAAAAUCGAGAGCAUCGUCUUGUCGCCGCUUGGGGAAUAACAUCGAACCAGGAACUGGAGAGAAAACUCACAAGUUUCGGAGAGAGCAUCGAAGAAUGCACCCGGCAUGCGGAAAAUGGCGUUGUCAGUAAGGCGGACAACCCGCUCUUCUAUCGACUUCGCCAGGCAUUCGUGCUUGGAAACGUCAAGGAGUUGGUUUCGGAAAUGAAAUAUGCAUUCAUUAACUACGUUGUCUCUUCCGGCUUCACCACACAAGACAAGGCGAAUCAGGAAAAAUUAGCAGAUCUCCGAUAUCCAAUAGAGUGGUUUCCAGCGACCAGAGCUAUCCAGCGGACAGUCCAUCUCCAUGUUGGGCCCACCAACUCGGGCAAGACCUACCAUGCGCUACAAAAACUGGAGGCAGCAGCGACAGGUGUAUAUGCUGGACCUUUAAGAUUACUGGCACAUGAAGUGUACUCAAGGUUCAAUGCCAAGGGUAAGCCCUGUGCCCUUGUCACAGGUGAAGAAAGACGGGUACCUGAAGGCAUGACCCAUCUCAUGAGUAGUUGCACUGUGGAGAUGGUUCCUCUCAAUGCUGUAAUGGACGUAGCUGUCAUCGACGAGAUUCAAAUGAUGUCCGACGCAGAACGAGGAUGGGCUUGGACACAAGCUUUCCUAGGCGUCCAGGCCAAGGAGGUCCACCUUUGCGGCGAACUGCGAACCAUCCAACUUGUCACAGAUCUUUGUAAAGCGCUGGGUGACAAGCUCGUGAUCCACCGAUACGAACGACUCAGCCCGCUGAAAACGGAAAAGAAAAGUCUUAAAGGCGACUUGAGACGGCUUGAAAAAGGGGAUGCAGUAAUUCUCUUCUCACGGGUUGCCAUUCAUGCUAUGAAAGCGGAUAUUGAAAAGACCACUGGAAAGCGAUGUGCUGUCGUAUACGGAUCUCUCCCGCCGGAAACCCGCGCCCAGCAAGCUGCUCUCUUCAAUGACCCCAACAACGAUUAUGACUUUCUCGUCGCCAGCGAUGCAGUCGGAAUGGGGUUGAAUUUGAGUAUCAAGCGUGUCAUAUUUGAAGCAACGUCAAAACAUGAUGGCAUUGGUUUCCGACUUAUCAAGACAUCAGAAAUCAAGCAAAUCGCUGGAAGAGCAGGUAGAUACAAGACUGCGAGUGAUGCAAUGAAAAAGGAUACCUUGGAGGUCGCAGGUGAGGAACUUAUGAAAGUUGAUGAGGAGAAGAAGAAGCCGGUCAAAAACAUAGGCCUUGUUACCACCCUCGAGAAUUUUGACUUGCCGAUCGUCAAAAGGGCAAUGGAAACAGAGGUUGAGCCCCUAAAGACAGCAGGGAUAUUUCCACCAGCGAACAUUCUCCUUCGCUUUGCCAACUACUUCCCACCAAAGACGCCUUUCAGUUACAUCGUCCUUCGGCUCCACGAGAUCUCUUCUCUUCACCCAAGCUUUCACCUGUGCCGCCUGAAGGAACAGAUUGAAGUUGCCGAUCUCAUCCAACCGUACAACCUUACGAACAUGGAUCGAAUUGUCUUCAUGAGUGCUCCGGUUGCGAUAAGGGAAGCUGGUUUCUCGGACGUCAUCACAGAGUUCGCAGAUUGUGUCGCAAAGCAGACAGGUGGUGAGCUUCUAGACCUCCAAUCCCUCGAUUUAGAGCUGUUGGAGAUGGACAUCCAUGCACACCCUCAAGGUAGCAAAGGCUACUUGAAGGAAUCAGAAGCUCUGCACAAAGCGCUGACGCUCUAUCUCUGGUUGAGUUAUCGCUUUGCAGGGAUUUUCAGAAGCCAGGCCCUCGCAUUCCAUGUGAAGGGUUUGGUGGAAGAGAAGAUUGAUCAAUGCUUGGGAGAAGUGCACUGGGAUGCAGCUAGGAGGAAGCAGCUCACCAGACUCAGGCAGAAGGCUGUGGAGGAGCAGGUUAUUGAGAUGGAAGCGGCGGAAGACUUGGGGGAGGAUCCUGAUUCGGCAGUUGAGGGAAGAACGCCGAGAGAGAAGGAUGGGUCGGAUGCAGACGAGGCUUUCGAGGACCAAGCUACCGAGAUGACCAGUGAGGGUGCUGAUCGUGAAGUACUUUCUGGGGCAAACGUCUCAAUCCCUCCACCUUCUGAAGGAGCGAAGUACGAUUCCGCUAAUGUGUGAUUACGAUUAGGAGGCUGUGAAUAUGUAACAUAGUAAGCGGGCACGGCGUUUUGACAUAGGGAACCUCUAUUUUGACGCAAAGGGAGAUGGCAGGUGUACGACAGGUUUCGAAAUGUAGCAUAUGGUACUAC